UUGAGGUCUUUAACGGAAUAUCAACAUUUCUCUCUGAAGGGGAAAAUAAAUUGUCGAAAUCCUAACAUGAAGCGCCAUAACGGACAUCACGGGCUUAUUGAUUCUAUCUAUCUGAUUUAGAAUUCAUGGUUAUGACUCAAUUAUUCUUGUUGCUUGACUGAUGCAUGCACAAUGGCCGAGGUGCAUCAACAGAGUUUUAUCAAGAAGCUUCAUUUUAGCAUUUCAAAUGGCAUGCCUCACGCAGAACCAGUCUCUAGCUUUAAGGCGGAUGAAAAGGAACUGGUACAUGGCGUUUUACAGAUGCUGCAAGGUUUCUGCAGCUAUUUAUUUUCUUGGGAUAUGGGUGGGCAAAUAUUUCUGUUGAAGAGUGGGAUUUUUUCUUGUCAUCUAUCCCAGACUAGUCUUCACAGCAUUUUAAACAAGUUUAUCUUCUGUGGAACAUGCUUAAAGAAGGUGGAACUCUUUGUUAAGAAUGUAAAAGCUUCUCGUCAAAGAGCUCCUACCCUUCAGGCUUUUGCUCAUUCCGUCCAUUCAUGGCUCAAGAGAUUGCGGGAUCUUGCUUUGAAAGAGGAAAUAAGGUCAACUUCUAUAGAUUGCCAAAUAACAGUUACACUCCUUCAGCUGACCAAUUCCUUAUCAAGUAUGUGCUCUGGGGCAGAGCAUCUUGCUCAAGUGGUGCAUGGAUCCAUACCGAGUGCUUAUGUAAAUUCUGAAAUUGUAAUCCCUGCUAAUAAGAUGGCUGUUAGUAUUCUGAAUUUUCUGUUCAAGAAAAUGAGUGAAGUCUAUCUUGUACAAGGUGGUGAGGAAGAAGCAUAUCAUAUGUUGCUUUCCAUCAUGGGAGAAACUUUGCUUCCAUAUCUUGAGGUGCUGGACUCAUGGUUGUAUGAGGGAUUACUUGAUGAUCCUUGUGAGGAGGUUUUCUUUUAUGCCAAUAAUGCAAUUAGUGUUGAUCAGCCAACAUAUUGGGAGACCAGUUAUCUUUUUCGGCUGUCCAGGUCUAUGAGCUCUAAAUCCAAUGAUACUCUGGUUGACGGGGAUAUUGAUUCUACUAGGCCACAAGUUAGGGGAGAAACAGGAGGUCAGGAAUCUGCUCCCUUGUUUAGUUCUGUAGGAGGGAGUGAUCAAAGCAAUAUUAACUGCCCUAUGUUCCUGAAGGAACUGGCAAGACCCAUUGUAUCUGCUGGGAAAUCUUUGCAGUUGGUUCAACAUGUUCGAGGCGACUACAUUUCUUUGUCCGAUAAGGGGCGUGGCAGAAAGCUCGACUUUCCAUUAUCAAAUGAGUCUGAUGGUCAGUUUAACAGGCAGAAGUUUCAGCAGGAGGCUUGGCCAAAUACUUUGAAAAAACAUGGAUGUGCAGAAAGUUGCAAUUAUGCUCGCCUAAUGGGAGUUUUGACCUUACCUGAAGUCUUCCUGUUAUCAUUGGCAGGCUUAAUAGGUGAUCGGGAUCACAUUUAUCAGAAACUAACAAUAUCCUUCCCUGAGAUAGUUGAGAUCAUUAACAAAGAGAAGAUACUGAAAGGAGUUACAGAAGAUGGACAAGCAUCAUUAAGCCAUGAGAAGAUAUGGAUCAAAUUCUUGGCUGAUGUAAUAAAAGAGAGAAGAGAUGUAGAAGGUGGAAAAGGUGAUUCUUGCCAUAGUGGAAUUACACAAGUUCAUGGUUCAAUGAAAGUGAAACCUAAAUAUAAUUCAGACUAUCAUAGCACCAAUUCCAAAGAUAGUGACAUUUUGGCAAGUACCUUUAUCAGCUCUCUGCACCCUCAUAAGCCAAUCAUGACCGUAUCCAGACAGUUUAUUGAAAAGCACAGAGCCUUGUGGAGUAAUCUUAACAUAUCUAAGUACAUUCACCUUCCUCCUCUGAACGAUGAAAGCUUGCGAAAGGCUAUUUAUGCUGAAAGGUUUAACAGCGCAGAGGCAAGUGGCAAUAUCCAAAGUGGAGGUUCUCUCCCAAGUUUUUCUGGAACAGACUACAGUUUUGGUUUUCAUCAUAAUGAAGUUAAACUGCUUCACGCAGAAGAUGAUAUUAGGAAUUUGGAAUAUUUGUAUUCCUUCCCAACUCUUCUUCCUUCUUUUCAGGAAAGUGUCCCAGUGUCAGAUCUUCUUCCUUUCCAGAAGAACAGCACAGUUUCCCAAAGAAUUCUUAGUUGGAUGCAAGAUGUAAAUUUGAAUGCUGCACCCCAACCUGAUAUCAUCAUAAAGGAAUGUCUUGCUGUAUAUAUUAAAAAGCAGGUGACCUGCUGCAGAGGUUCCUUACUGUAGUUUUUGACAAGAUAGAUAAGGGAGAAUCAUGGGACGAUGAUUUCGAGUUGAAUACUAUUCUACAGGAAUCCAUCAGAAAUUCGGCUGAUAAUACCCUUCUGAGUG
Messenger RNA from Dendrobium catenatum, 2361 nucleotides. RefSeq lists its product as uncharacterized. Lineage: Eukaryota; Viridiplantae; Streptophyta; Magnoliopsida; Asparagales; Orchidaceae. Gene Ontology annotation, biological process: spindle assembly; meiotic cell cycle; mitotic cell cycle. The record is from RefSeq and is a predicted model, not a curated record. Bases 172 to 2256 code for a protein of 694 amino acids. The transcript is spliced from 9 exons. Gene Ontology annotation, cellular component: centrosome; spindle pole; gamma-tubulin complex. Gene Ontology annotation, molecular function: gamma-tubulin binding; microtubule minus-end binding.